AUGGGGACUGUGACUCUGGCGUUGUCCCUGCUGGCUGUGGCUCUCCUGUGCCCGGUCACUGCCACCCUGCGUGUCGGUGCCUUCAACAUCCAGGCCUUCGGUGACACCAAGAUGUCCAACAAGGAGGUGGCAGAGAUCAUCAUCAACAUCCUGCGCCGCUACGACGUGGUGUUGGUGCAGGAGGUGCGCGACUCCGACCUCAGCGCCGUCACCGAGCUCAUGGAGCAGCUCAACAGUGUGUCCAAGUCCCCAUACGACUACGAGAUCAGUGGCCCCCUGGGACGUGAGAACUACAAGGAGAUGUAUCUCUUCAUCUACAGGACAGACGUCGUGUCUGUGGUGGACACCUACCAGUACAAGGACCCCCAGGAUGUCUUCAGCCGGGAGCCGUUCAUCCUGAGGGUCUCAGCGCCCCGCACCAAGGUGGAGGAGUUUGUGCUGGUGCCCCUGCACUCCGCCCCACACGAUGCCGUCGCCGAGAUCGACGCGCUCUACGACGUCUACCUGGACAUCAUCAACAAGUGGGGGACUGACAACAUCAUGUUCCUGGGUGACUUCAACGCCGACUGUGCCUACGUCCAGCCCAGCGACUGGUCAACCAUCCGCCUGCGCACCAGCGACAUCUUCAAGUGGCUGAUCCCCGACAGCACCGACACCACCGUGGGCAAGUCAGACUGUGCCUACGACAGGAUUGUGGUGUGUGGGGCCCAGCUGAAGAGAAGCAUCGUGUCCAAUUCGGCUGCUGUCUACAACUUCCAGCGUGCUUUCCAGCUGGACCAGGAGGAGGCCCUGGCAGUCAGCGACCACUACCCGGUCGAGGUGAAGCUCACGGUGUGA
Messenger RNA from Myiozetetes cayanensis, 837 nucleotides. RefSeq names its product deoxyribonuclease-1-like 2. Bases 1 to 837 code for a protein of 278 amino acids. NCBI's taxonomy places the organism in Eukaryota, Metazoa, Chordata, Aves, Passeriformes, Tyrannidae. The transcript is spliced from 8 exons. Gene Ontology annotation, cellular component: nucleus. Gene Ontology annotation, molecular function: DNA nuclease activity. The record is from RefSeq and is a predicted model, not a curated record. Gene Ontology annotation, biological process: DNA catabolic process.